Messenger RNA from Ochlerotatus camptorhynchus, 1054 nucleotides. RefSeq names its product estradiol 17-beta-dehydrogenase 11-like. Lineage: Eukaryota; Metazoa; Arthropoda; Insecta; Diptera; Culicidae. The transcript has 4 exons. Bases 55 to 1053 code for a protein of 332 amino acids. Gene Ontology annotation, molecular function: oxidoreductase activity, acting on the CH-OH group of donors, NAD or NADP as acceptor. The record is from RefSeq and is a predicted model, not a curated record.
CCAAUCGAUUCAGUCCCACUUCAGUCGCUUCCCGAAUCGGUUCAAAUUUUAACCAUGAGCAAUUCGGUAGACAUCCACUCGAAGCCUUAUGCAGCGGCAUCACCGCUGGAGCCUCGUUCUCAAUUGGAAAUGUUCCUAGUGGCUUUGAGAUUACUGCUGGAUCUGGUAUUGUGCUUCCUGAAAAGCAUUCCACUAUGGGUGGAAAUUGUGGUGGAGCUGUUCUCUCCGCCUCCACCGAAGAACAUCAGCGGACAAACGGCACUGGUUACAGGAGGAGCUAAUGGUAUUGGGAAGGCCAUCGCUACCGAGCUGGCUAAGGAAGGAUGUAACGUGGUUAUUGUUGAUCUAGAUCAGACCAACGGGGAGAGAACGGCCCAGGAACUGAAACGAUACAACGUGCAAUCGGUGGCCUAUAAGUUUGACGUAGCCGACUAUGAUCAGGUGCGGGAGUUGCACCGUCUUGUUAAGCGGGACGUUGGACCGGUCGACAUUCUGGUGAACAAUGCCGGGAUCCUGCCGUUUAUGUCGCCAAACGAGAAGAAUCCUUCGGAGAUUCGCCGGAUGAUGGAAGUCAAUGUGUUGUCCGGAUUUUGGACGGUGGAGCAGUUUCUACCGAGUAUGAUCCGACGGCGCCGGGGACAUAUAGUGGCCAUCGCUUCCGCGUCAUCAUACACUCCAGUGGGUUGGAUGAAGAGCUACGUGACGUCGAAGUAUGCCGUGCGAGGCUACAUGGAGGCACUGGACGAGGAACUGUAUCUGAUUGGUCAAACCGAUCUGGUCAAGACGACUACGGUGUUCCCGUUUGUGAUCAACACCCGCAAGCAGUUGAUGGAUAAAUUUGAUCACAUGCCGGGAGUUUCCACGAUGCCGAAGUUUUCUCCCGAGGAAACGGCAGUGACGAUUCUGGAGGCUAUCAAGGCCAACAAACGGAAGGUGGUCGUUCCAAAGGUGGUUCGAGCGUGGCAUUUGAGUUUCUACGAGCAUAUACCAAUCAAAAUUCGAAGAAUGUUCGAUCUUACCAUCAUGAAGGGUCGGCCACUAGUAUUGGACUAGA